CCCAACCAAUAGUACCAUCAUCAUGCCAAUAGUCUUGAGAUCUUCUUUUCCAAGUCUUCCUCAAUCCUCUACUCGUACUCUUGCUCAUACGGAACCGAAAGUGCUACCGGCCUGAAGAUCCGAUCCUCUCCUCUGGAAGCGUACCGCAUGCACACGACCAGCUCAGGACCUUCCAUCCGAGGCAGAGCCUCAGUCUCACCGGUUCUCAACGUCUCCUACAGCAUGUCCACGAUAUUUACUCCGCCUGUAGGCAGUCAGUCGUUAUCUGGAAGCGCCAGGCGAUUAAAAUCCCCAGGGAACAAGCGCAAGAGAAGGAAGGCAACAGAUGAAGCAGACGAAGUACAUGAGCAGGAUGAAGCUGCUGAUAUCCAAAAUCCCGCGCACAAAAUUGCUGAUGUUGAGUACACAGCCGUCGUGUCUCCCAUGGCACGGCACCAGCGCCGUGUUGCUGGUCAGCCUUUAGAUCAGCCUCCGCCCUCUUUGCCCUUUCCUCAUGCCCAGACCUCCUCGACUGGUAAGGAAAAGGAUUUUGCCAGAAGCCGGCUGUCCACCGCACCACGAUCGCAAUACGCCGAAGCUCCACGUUCCCUACACCUUCAGCAUCUGGCUGCUUUGACGGCUAUAGUACACCGGAGUCUUUUCGAGGAAGACUUUUCCCGUGCUUCGCGAGCUCUGGGCUUGUUGUUUCGAGACGCUAGCAUCAGGCGCAGUGUUGCUGUCCGCAACCAGGGCUAUAUGGGCAUCGGUGCCGAAGUAUUGCUGAGGCAAGGCAGCAUCACCAGACCAGCUUCUGGCAGUACCUCUGCAUCAUUUCCCUUCGCACGUGAAGGAUUUGAGAAUGCUAAACGCUUUUACGAGAGACUUAUUGUGAAACACCCUUAUCACAAGUCCUGGCCAGGCUCCGUUAAUGCUGUGGACUUCUACCUUGCAUUGUUCAACAUCUGGAUAUAUGUGGUGCAUGCAGAACACAAUGCUGAAGUACCUGUGCCUCCGAGGACUGAGAGUCCUCCUGGAUCACCGCAGCUUCUCCCCUCGCUGGAAAGAGCAGACGUGCGCUCUGAGCAAAAGGUGAGAGAACUUGAAGAGGCGGAGGAGAUUGCUGCAAGGAUGGACACCUGCAUGGCGAGUCUACCAUACAAGGACGAGCCUGAGCUAAUCAGGUUGCGUGCCAUGGUUGCUCUGUGGAUUGCUGAUCUUCACGAGGUCAUGGCGAGAAUUGCCCCAGCUCAUGUCGAGGUGAGCGAUCCGGACUUCUCUGAUCUGAGUCUACAAUUACCCCUCGUCGACGAGGGGCAAAGUUGGCCUUUGGAUCACAGUCACGAGGCUACGAAGGCCCGGGUUCUGGCAGAGGAGCUUCUAGCUAGGCUAGAAUAUGCCACGGACCCUGAUGAAGACGAAUGACUUGCAUGAGAGUUAAGGGGGAUCGUCAGCAGCGUGAAAAUUUAGGCCCGAAUGCGGCGAACAGACAGCGGUCGUGAGCAGUCAAAUCAAACAGCCAUGCCGUAUUUCUUGGUGCUUCUCUGGCUUAUGAAAGACAGUCUAUAGCACCACGUGUGCCAGGGCCCUCGAUUCGUUCGAG
Molecule: messenger RNA, 1579 nt
Organism: Exophiala xenobiotica
Lineage: Eukaryota; Fungi; Ascomycota; Eurotiomycetes; Chaetothyriales; Herpotrichiellaceae
Exons: 1
Coding region: 148-1401 (417 amino acids)
Biological process (GO): transcription initiation at RNA polymerase I promoter; nucleolar large rRNA transcription by RNA polymerase I
Cellular component (GO): RNA polymerase I core factor complex
Molecular function (GO): RNA polymerase I general transcription initiation factor activity; TBP-class protein binding; RNA polymerase I core promoter sequence-specific DNA binding
Source: RefSeq, a predicted model, not a curated record